UCCUUGUGUAUGAUAAUUGUAACGCCUCUGUGCGCUUCCAACAAACCCGGGAUUUCUCGCCACCGAGGGCGGCUGCAGCGGAGAGAGGGGCUUCAUCAGUGUCACGAAUCCGGAUUUCCCCAGCCCUUUGCCGGCAGAGAGGGUGGGGAGGACCGGGGACAGGAGACAAGCCAAUGUAAGCUCAGCCGCCGUCCAGCUCUGUCGUUUUGACUCGGCAACUGCUUUCCCGCUGAUCGCCUCAUCCGUUCGUGUUCAGAGAGGGUCCUGUCUGCACGCCAUCAGUCAGUUUUCUCCUGUGUUGGUGUAUUCUGAUGGAUCAGUAUGUCUACCACUAAUAAUAUCGCCCAGGCCAGGAAACUGGUGGAACAGCUGAGGAUUGAGGCAGGGAUUGAACGUAUUAAGGUGUCUAAAGCGGCAGCAGACCUGAUGAGUUACUGUGAGCAGCACGCUCGUAGCGACCCUCUGCUGGUUGGGGUGCCCACUUCUGAAAACCCUUUCAAGGACAAGAAACCCUGCAUCAUCCUAUAGCUGCACCCCGCUUUUCCUGCCCUCAUACACACACACAGACACACACACACUUACACACACUCAUGCACACAUAAACACACACUCACUAUCUGAACAGAUCUCCAGACAUCCCCACACACACACACACAACUGUGAGCAACCCUAUCUGAUCAUACAGGGCUGCAUAUCCACACAUAGACACACACACACACCUAAAAUAGCCACACUGGAAAAGCGCCAUACCCCAGAGCCACAGCUAGGGGGCAGGUAUCUCGUGCUCACGGUGGCUGAGAUCAGUAUAUCACUGAGUAUGAUCCAAGGUGCUUUGGUAAUAUUCAUAUAUGCUGGUGAAUUAACUACAGCUUAACUUGAAAAAAGGGAUUUGGACAUUAAUAAUCAGUAGGAAACCGGUGUUUUCUUUUUUUUCUGUUCUUUUGUCAUGAAGUGAGGUGUCGGGUGAAGCAUGAUCAGCUGUGCCAUAGGCAGGGAGUGGGAGGAUGUACGUGGGCAAAAGGGUGGUAGGCGCUAGGCCGACCGUGCCAAACACGACCCGGUGUCCUAUUAAAAGCUCGACAAAUGCUUCUUUUUUCUACGGGAGUUAAAAAAAGAAAAGAAAAGAAGAGAGAGCUUUGUCCUCGAACCUGCUAGCGAUAAAUCAUGGCGGGUGAUUCUGGAGCAAGUGGCUAAAGCCCUUUGCCUUUAUCGGACUUAUAGCAUGUUCCCGCCCAAAACCUGUAUCAACAGACCUUUUCUGCCUGUGGCCUCACUAUGGCUGUCUGCAGCCUUUGGCCGAGCCUCCAGCUGUGCCAACCUGUACAAAAAAAAAAAGAAGAUAAGUCGUCUCUAGAUGCCGAUCUGCUGUCGCUUUUGGAAAUCUAAUCCUGACUCCAAAUCUGCACCUAUGAGAGAAAAGAACACAGUGAACGGCUCUACAUAGAACUCAAGCUAUUAACCGCGGACGUUUACUGCACUUUUCUUAACUUGUUUGUGAACUCAAUGUAUGUUUAGAUAUUUUUUUUGUUGAAGCAUUACUUAACAGAUAAGAUAAUACUGUACUUUUUUUUUCCCGAUUGUUUUGCUUUGACAUAGGUGUUGCCUCUGGCUGAUCAGGUUUCUUUUCCUGCUUGUAUUAUAACAGGAGAUCUGGUUGUGAGCCAGGGGUAAUACCUACAUCAGAUCUUAAACAAAGGUUUCUACUGUACAACAAGCCUCCCUGUGCUUUACCCCGAGAGAGGGCGAGGUUCACAGACCGUCCACACCGGGGGGGAAUCAGUCUAGCAAGGACUGUAAGGCUGGAGGAGAUAUUUUUAAAAAAAAAAAAAAAAGUAGAAAUGAAGGCGCCACCUUCCACCUUCUCAGCUCACAUUUGUCGGUUUCUGUAAGGUGAAGGGAAGGAAGAGAUAAAAUGGAGAGUCUGCAUAGAUGGAGGUGUUUGUUUUGUUUGCCUCUUUGGAUAAAAUCUUGUUUUAAUGCAUAAUAAUUUUGGCUAUAAAUCAGAUUGCCUGGCUUUAAACGUCUCCCCAGUUUAACAGCUCACUGUAGCGUGAGUUCGGACUGGAUCGGUCGGAGGCGGCGGUCCCCCUUUCUGUGUCGUCCUUCCUCCUUCUUCCUCCUCCUCCUCCUCCUCCUCCUCCUCCUCCUCCUCUGACAAACCAAACUUGAUUGUAAAAACUGAAGAUGAAGAAGAAGAAGAAAAAAACGAAGUUAAGAGAAACAAACUAAGUGUAUAAACUUUCUUUCCGACAUGUGCAGAAGUGAUAAGUUGAAGAGUAGCUGUUUUCGGGUUUUAUUUUUUCAGUUUUCUUCUUUCUAUGGAGUCCAUGGAACCUGGUCAGUUGAGUAUUACCCUGUACAGUGUUUGUAAGAUACAAAAUCUAAACACAGACUUCCCCUCUGUGGAUGUUGGGUUUUUUAGUUUUUUUUUCUUUAAGUAACUACUUACUCUGUUCUGUCAGUCAGAAUCAUGUCUGUCUUCUUUUUCUUUUUUUCUUUUGUCAUUCAGGUUUUAGAGCCUUGUGAUGGCGGAGGUUGGUUUUCUACCACGGAUAGAAAUACAACUGAUGAGGAUGAAAUAGUGUACCAGAAACUAAAAAAAAAGAAACGGCCCCUGUUAGGUGUAGGAUCACGUCCUGCUAAGAGGAUGAAUCAACAUCUGACCUCAUUCCAGUGGCAAAAAAAACCAACCUCCUGAUCUGUCCUUUAUCACCUACAUUUUUUUUUUUUUUUCCCUCUCAAGUGUUGAGUUUUGGGCAACUGGGACAACACACACAGAUCUAUACACGCCUACACUCUCUCUUGCAGGUGCUUUUCAGGUUUUAGGGUUAAAGGUUAAAGUUUUGAUGGUUAAACUUGCUGAGAGAAGGGAGCUUUGUGCCGUCAUGUGUCGCAUUUAACUGAGGUUGUUGUUGCGUACGGUGACAGAGCGGGGUGGACAGGACUUCUGACUGCUGACGGACCGUCUUUGGGGUUGAUCCCACUUGCUUUCCUGUUGUCAUAUCACUGGAUCAACAUGAUCCACCUGCUACACUGACUUUAUGGAGAUUUUCAGAGGUGGCAAAAAGUUGUUGGAGAGUUUGCACAAAUCUGUGUUCAAAGCAGACAGUCCGCUGGGGACACCCUGCAAACAUACCCUCGAUACUACACGAUUUAGUGCUAUCUCUCUAUUUACCGACACCUCUAAAGCGUGCUAAUUAACACGUUAUAUUUUGUUUGUUUAAUCCGUCCGUGCAAAACUGACAAUUUGCAGUUUUGCAGGAUUUAGAAGUGUCGAUCGGCGGAUUUUUUUUGUUACCUUCACACGGAGCCAGGCUGUAUGUUUUCCAGCUCUCAGAGUGAAAUAUUUGCAUAUUUUCCCCAAAACGCCCUUUAAAAAAAAACACAACUUAAUGAUUCACUCGCUAAUUAGCUGUUCUGUUUUAUCACCGUAGGCGAUUGCUCCUGACACAAAGCCUCGCUUCAUCUCUCAUUUGCUUUUGUUCCAAGCAGAAAGACAGAGAGAGAGCGAGCGAGAGAGGGAACAGGCCAUUUGAGGAGCUGGAGAAAGGCCAUAGAGAGGGCUGAGGGUGUGUGAGUUUGUGUGCAUGUGUGGGUGCUGCUGUUUGGGAGCCGAAAAAGGAUGAUUUGGCAGAGCAGUAGGCGGAGAGGAGAAAAAUAGAGGCGCACGCAUUUGUGUGUGUGAGUGUGCGUGGUCAGUGUGUGUGUGUGUGGGAGAAACACAGUGUGAGAACACACAGCGCCUCCAGUGCCGCGGUGCAGCGCUGCAGCUCCGCAGGUCGAGGUCAGGGUUAGUCGGACCACAGGAGAGGUCACGUGAUACCACGAGUCAGAGCAGCUCGCACGGCCUCCGCUCGCUCGUUUGAUCAGUCGGAGGCCCAUGUGAGAAAAAAAAAGGAGCUAAAAUUGUUCAGCUGGAGUUAUUUCUGAUGUGAUGACCGAUAAUCACAAAGCUGAUGCAUUUACAAUAUUAAGGGGGCUUUAUUUUGCUUUUUUAAGCCCUGGUCUUAGCUACAGGUUAUUUUUUAGCACUCAUUCAAGCCUUAGAGACCUCAAGGCAAAGCUUGGCAUUUGGAGAAAUUUGCAUAUUUGCUCUAUGGCACUUUUUUUUGUCUGUCUGCUCAAAGCUAAAUCCAACAGCUGGUUAACUUAUCUGACUCUGUAAAAUGGUAACAAGAUCCGCCUUCCUGCAGUCGUCUGUUGCUCGCUAAUUAACAUGCUACUGUAUAUCUCCUUGCUGUCUCACCAUCGCCAUGAAGUCGUGAGCUUCAGACGUGCUGGUUCGGGCUGUUUCUAACCUGCUGCUGGGUGUAGCUUUGGAUUUAGCAAACAUGGCAUCAGACAUGAAAGAGGUAUCAUCAAACUAUCCCUUCGCAAAAAAUUCCAUUAUUUUGUCUGAAGGGAUAGAAAGCAAAUCUGCAGCGAGAAGUUCGAAGUAACUCAGAUUUACUCAUCUGGGGCAAGUUUACGUAUUCCUAAAGUAUCGCAAGAUUCAGGAAAGAGAAAAAGAAAUCUUGUUCCUUGUCAUUUCUUUGCAAGAUAAAGUCAAAUAGGACGACAAAUGCAGAGGUUUCACACUAAAUAACACAAGCAUGCAUAUCAUAUCAGCACACACACAUACAUACAUGCACACACUGAUGUUGUCCUGAUAAUGCCUGACAUAUGCUAUUUUUUUAUCAUCAUUGUUUUGUUGUUUUUCAAUCAUUCCAUCCCUGGUUGGGCUACAAUCAGAGACAGCCGGCCUGAAUUGCUGGUUUGGCCGACGGUUUGUCCGACUGAUUGGUUGUUAGUUUGCCUUAUAGUGGCGUAUAUUGUGUUAAUGCUGGUCUUGGGGUUAUCAGAUCAACAGAACGAAUGGUCUUAACGUGGCUCAAGAUGGAAAUCCGCUGGUGUGCUGUGACACAAAGCGAGCCCGGCGAUAUUCACGUCCGGUCCCGGCGAGGAGAGUUGAGGCUCCUCGCUGGUGGACUUUCAUAUCAAACAUCACUGAAUUGGCUCUGAGCCCUUCCUGAGACUCAUCUUUUGUGUUCUGAUCUCCUGUGUAUGCAUACAGUAUAUGUAUCUUUUUGCCUUGAUUGAUUAUGAAGAAAAUAUAUCUAUUUUUUGUAACUGUUCUCUGAUGUGCCAUAACUCAUGUUUUCUUGCACACUGUUAAUAUUUUGUGGAUAUUGCUGUUAAAAAAAAAGACGAUAUUGAGAAGUAGAUAACAUUAAUAAAAAGAUGAUAUAAUAACACA
This is a messenger RNA of Stegastes partitus (bicolor damselfish), 5236 nucleotides long. RefSeq names its product guanine nucleotide binding protein (G protein), gamma 7 (gene gng7). The transcript is spliced from 4 exons. Gene Ontology annotation, cellular component: heterotrimeric G-protein complex. The coding region runs from base 322 to 528 and encodes 68 amino acids. Gene Ontology annotation, biological process: G protein-coupled receptor signaling pathway. Gene Ontology annotation, molecular function: G-protein beta-subunit binding. NCBI's taxonomy places the organism in Eukaryota, Metazoa, Chordata, Actinopteri, Pomacentridae. The record is from RefSeq and is a predicted model, not a curated record.